CAGAUGCAUCCACUUGGACUGUGUAAUAGCAAUGAUGAGGAAGACCUGUAUGAAUAUGGCUGGGUAGGAGUGGUGAAAUUGGAACAGCCAGAGCUGGAGCCCAAGCCAUGCCUCACUGUCUUAGGAAAGGCAAAACGAGCAGUACAGCGAGGAGCCACAGCGGUCAUCUUUGAUGUUUCUGAAAACCCAGAUGCCAUUGAUCAGCUGAACCAGGGCUCAGAGGACCCUCUGAAGAGACCAGUGGUGUAUGUGAAAGGUGCUGAUGCUGUCAAGCUAAUGAACAUAGUUAACAAGCAGAAAGUGGCACGGGCCAGGAUUCAGCAUCGCCCCCCACGGCAACCCACCGAGUACUUUGAUAUGGGAAUUUUCCUGGCCUUCUUUGUGGUUGUGUCCCUUGUUUGCCUCAUUCUUCUUGUCAAGAUCAAACUGAAACAGCGACGUAGUCAGAAUUCCAUGAACAGGCUUGCAGUGCAAGCACUGGAGAAAAUGGAGACCAGGAAGUUUAAGUCCAAAAGUAAGGGACACCGAGAAAAUAACUGUGGAGCACUGGAUACUCUCAGUAGCAGCUCCACCUCUGACUGUGCCAUCUGCUUGGAGAAGUACAUUGAUGGGGAGGAACUGCGUGUCAUUCCUUGCACUCACCGAUUCCACAAGAAAUGUGUGGAUCCUUGGCUGCUGCAGCAUCACACCUGCCCUCACUGCCGCCAUAACAUCAUAGAACAGAAGAAGGGGAACGCAGCUCCCAUCUGUCUGGAAUCCAUCAACCCAGCCCGCAGCCGGCAGCAGAGGGUGAUCCUGCCUGUGCAUUACCCGGGCCGAGUGCACAGGGCGAGCCAGCUGACGGCGUACCCCACCCGCACCAGCAUGGACCCUCACGGGAACCCCAUCACCCUACUGACGCUCGAGCGGCACGGCGAGCAGAGCCUCUACCCAGCCCCGUCCCCCGCCUACAUUCGCAGCUAUCAGCCCAUUCAUUUGGACCACGCUUUAAACACACAUCACUGUAGCCUGGAGCACAGGGCUUACUCUCCAACUCACAACUUCCGAAGACCCAAGUUUGGUGGACGCAACUUUUCCAAAGCAGCGUGCUUCUCCCGAUACGAGACCAUGUAUCAGCACUACUACUUCCAAGGCCUUAGUUACCCUGAGCAAGAUGGACAGCUUCCAGCUGGCAUUUCCUCAAAGGGUCCUUCCCGUGCCUUUCAGCCUGGUAGCAGCAUGCUUUUCCCUCCUGUGGUACACGUAAUGCCCUCGUCCCGCUUGGAGAGCGGCAGUACCUCCAGCUUUAGCUGCUAUCACGGUCACCGUUCGGUGUGCAGUGGGUAUUUGGCUGACUGCCCUGGGAGCGACAGCAGCAGCAGCAGUUCUGGUCAGUGCCACUGCUCCUCCAGUGACUCCAUGGUUGACUGCACUGAGGUCAGUAACCAGGGGGUUUACGGGAGCUGCUCCACCUUCCGCAGCUCUUUGAGCAGUGACUAUGACCCGUACGUGUACCGCAGCAGGAGCCCUUGCCGAGCAGGUGAGGUUGGUGGUGCCAACAGGGGUGCGAUUGUGCUCUUGGAGGGCCCCCACCAGGACGAGCUUCCAGCUCACGGUCACGGUGUGGUGGGUGCUGACUGCCGGCCUGUGCCAGCUUCUUCCUCAGGGGACCAACUGUCUAACUGCAGCAUGGAUAUGAACUAUAGCAGUAAUUCCUCACUAGAGCACAGGGAUCCAAAUGGCACUACCUCAGAGGGAGGACCUGAGGCCACUCCUGGUGCUGCCUUGGAUGUUAAAAGGAACUGGAAGAAUCCAGAGAUAGCAGGGUCGAUUUCGGAGCAGGCGUGCGCAUGCUGCUUUGAAUUCCAGCACUCUGCCCUGGAGCCUAGCAAUGGGACAGCUGACUGCAGUGCACUCUUCCUUAGCUCUCCACUGUGGGGGACGUGUGGCCAAGGAAUUGAACCACAGUCAGGGAACACCCCAGGCUUGUACAGUAUUAACUCAGACCACUUACAUAGGACAGAUGGGGUAAAAUAUGAGGGGUUGCCCUGCUGCUUCUAUGAAGAGAAGCAGGUAGCCUGUAGUAGCAACAGUGGCAGUGGAGGUGGUGGCUGCUAUACAGAAGACUAUGCAGUGAAUGUGCAGUACACGCUUCCUGAUGACACCUUGCCAAACUGCUGUAAGGGUGUUUGUGAUCUGGGUCAACGCAUUCCCAUAAUUCCUGAAGACAGAGACUGUGAGCUGAUUCUACCACCAGAGCACCAAGGGACCCACAUAGGAGGCUCCUGGGAUGGAACACCUGAGCUAGACACUUACCUGCACUGUCAAGGUAUUGGAGAGGUACAGGUCGAGAGGGAGGUGUGCUAUGAGGCAACAUCAUUCCUGCGGCAGAACUACUCUCAGGAGGAGGAAACUGGAAUGCCCUUUCCCAGUCCCACUCUGAACUCCCAGAAGCUUAUGAUGACCACAAAGGCCACAGGUGCUGGAUCUCAUCCUUUGGAGAGAAGCCAAAUCAGUGACUAAGACCUGUCCAGAUGAUCCCAGAUGGAGAAGCGGAGCUUAUCAGAGACUCCAAAUUCUCAUGGACUUAACAUUUUUUAAGCUUUGACAAACACACAAAAGUGGUAAUGUGGAGAAGUCCCUCCCCUACUUCCUCUGUGUUCACUUCAGUUUGAUUGUCUCCUUUGUCCCUCCUGCCUGAAGCCUUCAGGCCUUGAUUUGUGUGCAAAGCCCAUGUGGGACAUGGUGUGGAGCAUUUCUGAGCUCUAGUGCCAUUUCUAUAUUAAUGACAAAGUGUUAUUUAUAUUUUCUUUUUAGAAGUGACCUCUUGCCGAGAGGUAACACAGUGUGUUAAAUAAGCCAGGCUAUGUGUAGAUGCUGUUAUCUCCUACUUGAAGGAGUCCAGCCUUUGAUAAGCUCAGGGCUACAACUGCCUUAGAAACCAGAUAGCACCUUGAAAUAUAGUAAUCCAGAGUGAUACAGCUGCUGAAUGGAUGCUCAGAUACUGACUAAUCCCAGUAGCAAAUCCUAGCAGCCAGCAAGUUAUGUGAGUGAUUUUGAGGGAGGUGAAGCAUUGGACUGUCUCCUUUCUCCUCUUCCCUUCUCCCCCCGUUCAUGCUGCUCUGAUGGUUUGGCUAGGAAGGUGUCCUGCCAUUAGGAUUAGUUUCAACAGUGGGGGUGAGGAAACAUAGCUCAGAAUGUUCUCAUCCUCACUUCCUGUAUUUAAACCAUGGACCUCAUUGUAUCUUCUGACCAGUGAAGAAUGCUGGGGACCUCUCCCUCAAGCAGAUGCUCGAACAAAGUGCUUAGAAAGGGUAUUAUUACCUUUGUAGGUAAUGAACUUUUCCUUCCAUAGGAAGUUUUUCAGGCACCUGUAGCCCCUGUUACGGCUGUGAGGAAUGCUGGCAUGUGCAGGAAACAGUGUGCUUGCAGCUUUGCUGGCUGAUUUUGGAAACAGGGUUUCUUGUUUCCUCACAGGCUGCAAGCAUGCCUAAGGGAAGCAGUGCUUGCCACCUUUUGUGCAUGUGGGAACGCGAGGGACUUGGUUUAAUCAUUGCUUUCUUUGCUGUGGUUGAUGUAGCUUCCAUAGAUUGAUCUGUUUUAAAGGUUUCUUGGGCCCAGCCGAUUGUGAUUCAUUUUUGUCUUGUGUACAGAGCUCUCUGUACCCCAUUAGCCUGGGCACAUACUUUUGUUCUUGUUCUUGUCCUAGUGGGGAUGUUUGUUAUCAUGAGAUACUUUAUGUCACUUCUGAUAGCAAUUGUUUCCUGUGGAAACAGCAGCUUCUGAGUAAGAGGCUACCAUAGCAUGGGUUAAAUUGCCUGUCAUGCUGCAUGUGCCUGAGGACACAGUGUCAUCCUGUGGUGUAUUCACAGCAGGAAUUCUUCUAAAGGGAAACUAAGUAUUUAAUGCCCACAGUGCCAGUCUUCUGAAAAGAUUUGUCCUAAGUUCAGUACACUUUGGAGAUGUACACUUCAUAUUCUGCCAAAGCAAUGUCCUUGACAGCACUGGGCUGGUUCUGAGACCCAGCAAAGCUAACAUGUAUUCUCUGUAGUCCCAAAUGAACUAUUUUAAAAGAAGGAAAUAUCUAAGAAAUAACAAAUACAUUUGUCUAUUUCCUUUUGCUUUCAUACCCAGUAAGUUAGGAAAAGAGUUCUAUCUAAAGGAAUUCACAUCUUUUCAAUCAACAAGAACCAAAAUUCAGCUGUUCAGAGAAUUACUACGAGGCAGUAUCUGGGUAUAAGAUUAAAAGAAAAAUUUCAAUAAACACAUUUUCUGUGUAUAAAG
Ficedula albicollis (Collared flycatcher) is the source of this 4263-nucleotide messenger RNA. RefSeq names its product zinc and ring finger 3 (gene ZNRF3). Gene Ontology annotation, molecular function: frizzled binding; ubiquitin protein ligase activity. The coding region runs from base 4 to 2502 and encodes 832 amino acids. The record is from RefSeq and is a predicted model, not a curated record. Gene Ontology annotation, biological process: negative regulation of canonical Wnt signaling pathway; ubiquitin-dependent protein catabolic process; Wnt receptor catabolic process. NCBI's taxonomy places the organism in Eukaryota, Metazoa, Chordata, Aves, Passeriformes, Muscicapidae. The transcript has 8 exons.